Diabrotica balteata is the source of this 1521-nucleotide messenger RNA. The record is from the annotation of a GenBank genome assembly. Lineage: Eukaryota; Metazoa; Arthropoda; Insecta; Coleoptera; Chrysomelidae.
AUGUCAUUGAGGAGUCUCUUGCAGUACAUACAAGAAGAGUUAAUGUUUAGGGCCACUCUACCUGUACAAGACCCAGACAAUACGGUGAAAUGUGACAUCCACGCCGUAUCACCAACGAAUCAUUCUAAAGAACAGCCUUUCAACGGUUCGCCUAGAAGACAUUCCUCAGUGGACGAGAUCUUUGGUUUAGUAACGUCCAUGAACUUGACCGGUCAGAGGCAGAGAUCUUUGAGCGACAGCAGCAGAACCGGAAGGACUAACCGAGAUAGUAGUAGGGAAGUAAAUGGAACGGAGGAGGAUCCUAACCAUGAAGGUGAAUCCAGCGAUAUGGUAACUUGUCCACCUGUACCACCUAGAAAACAUCGUAGGAGGCAUACACCUCCUAGACCGCCUAGCAAUGGCCUACCACCAACGCCCAAGGUCCAUAUGGGCGCGUGCUUUUCCAAGGUAUUUAACGGUUGCCCGUUGAGGAUUCACUGUACGGUAUCUUGGAUCAAUCCCGAAACUAGAGAUCAACAUAUCCUCAUUGGCGCCGAAGAGGGUAUUUAUAAUCUCAAUUUAAACGAAUUGCACGAAACGUGUAUUGACCAGUUAUAUAAUAGGAGAACAGUUUGGAUGUAUGUGAUAAAGGAUGUCCUUAUGACGCUAUCAGGAAAAACUCCCCAACUUUAUAGGCACGAUCUUCUAGCUCUUCAAAAUAAACAAUCCCACAGGUUUAGUUUGCACAUGAAUCGGAUACCAGAGCGCCUUGUGCCGAGGAAAUUCGCUCUGACUACGAGAGUACCUGACACCCGAGGUACGCUCAAAUGUUGCGUCGCACGCAACCCCUACAACGGAUAUAAGUACCUAUGCGGAGCGACAGCAAACGACAUAUAUCUGAUGCAGUGGUAUGAUCCUCUAAACAAAUUUAUGUUAUUAAAGCACGUGGAAUGUGUUCUUCUUCCGAAUCCACUUCACGUGUUUGAAAUGAUCAUCACACCCGAGUUAGAAUAUCCAAUCGUUUGUGUAGCGAUUAGGCAAGCGUACCAACCUAACCGAUUCAAGCUGGACUUGAUCAAUAUGAAUUCUGGUGCUAGUUGGUUCCAUUCUGACGAACUCCAAGACAUGGAUGGUACGGCGACUGUCAUUCCCCGACGGGAAAAUUUGGAUAUAGUGAACGUUUCCCAGUUAGAUAAAGAUUCGAUUUUAGUUUGUUACGAAAACGUUAUUAGGAUAGUAAAUAUGCAAGGGAAGAUGAAAGUGAACAAAAAACAGGUUUCCGAGCUCAGGUUUGGAUUUAGAAUUGAUAGUAUAAUAUGUCUUCCGGAUAGUGUGCUGGCGUUUCACAAACACGGAAUGCAAGGAAGAUCAUUAAAGAAUGGCGAAGUUACACAAGAAAUCACCGACACAGCACGAACGUAUAAACUUUUAGGUUCAGAUAAGGUCGUCAUGUUAGAAAGUAAUCUACUUAGGACUGGUACACUAACAAACGAAGAAGGUCACGACUUAUAUAUCUUAGCAGGACAUGAAGCCAGUUAUUAA